AUGCGGCUGAACUCAGAAGUCUCCGGCGACAGCCACCCGCCACGGAGCGUCCCCAGCCGCCUUACUAGCUCCACAUCUUUGGAAGCGCAGCUUCCGUUUGCUGCCCGAGCUCAAAGGGGGAUCUACUCCGAAGUCUUGAGACCAACUCCCAUAAAAGAAGUGCAGCUGGCCAAUCGAGGACCUCCAGAAAGAGUUUUUGUAACGGGGCGCCGUGAGUUGCCAUUCUUACCAGUUGGAAACUUCCGCUCGACGGGAGACGCCGGAAGAGUUCUGGCGGCGCCUGUGCCCCUUGCUGUGGCGAAUGCCAAGCCGAAAGUGAUCGAGCCGUUUGAGCAAAUUCCCGCGCAUGCACCCCGAAAAGUAACGGUAGAAAGGCGUAGGCGUCUCUACGCCUCUCUCGACAUUGAAGAACUGCUUCUUGAGAGAGGCAUCGACUACGCCAACCCAGAGUUCGACUCACAGAGAUGGCUACCUCUCGAGCCAUUCGACGACUCGACGUACGACGACCGCAGCCCUGAAGAGUGGAUCAGUCUCGGCUACGACGAACAUGGCCAGUUUCUUCCCCUCGAGGCGAAAGGCCUCUGGUGGAACGACGAUGGAUGUGCAAAGUGGAAGGAAUGUCACGUCUACGGGUUCGACCAGGAAACAAAAACCUUUACAGUGCGCUGGGUCGCUCUCGACGGAGGGCAAGGUACUGACUCAUCGACCACGCGGUUGCGCAUGCAACUACUCUUCAAUGUUGAAGACCCUGUGAAAUUCGCGAAUCGCCUCGCUGCCGCUCACCAAUCGCGGCGAUGGGCUGAGAGCCUGAUCCAGUACAACUACUACAUUGACAACAUGCCGACGGAGGACGUCAGGGCCCUGGACGCGGACCAGGAGAAGCGUAUUGCGGCCAGUGCGCAGAAUAUCCAGAAGAUUCGCCAAGCGAGGAACCUUUCUGUGAAGCCCCUGCUGAACGAGAUCAACCUCAUGUUUGCGCGAACCAUGAACAAAAUCGCGUUGGACAAGCACAUGACCCGCAAUCGACUCGACCCCAUGUACAAAGACCUAGAGCUCCCCCCGCGGCCUCUCACUCCGCCCCCUCCGGAAUUCGGCGUGGUGGACACGCCUCCCCAAGAUUUCACAGGAAUUUUCUCGUCGUUCUGCUUCUCUUCGCUCUACGUGAAGCCCGAGGUGAUUCACGCCCUGACGGAAAUCCGCGCGGAGUGCAACGCCAUCCUUGGCCGCUGCAUCUUCAAUGUGCAACUCAACAAGGCGAUGAAACUCGAAGAAUUCAAACAGACGCAGCGCUCGUCGAUUAGUCAGCUGUCGUUUGACUUGCAAGAGACGUGGGCGCAGAGCGUUCAGCGCAUCGUCGUGAAGCACUUUGCAGACGUCAGCAAAGGGUGGUUUAGCAUCUACGAGACGAACAAGGAGACUUACGACUAUGGCAAGGUCAAGAAAAUGCUGCUGGUCGCGAGUUUCCUCAUGCAGGACAGUCUGCGGUACAUGACCAUGGCGUCUUUGGAGGCGUUCACGCAGAUGCUGGAGUCGUAUCGGCCGCAGGAAAUUACCAUUUCCUCUGUGUCGGAGGUGCGAGCGCCCCCCGGCAGGCGUGGCUCGCCCGCCGUGUCCUGCUCCGGAGACGGGAGCGUCGAAGUGGAGAACUGCGGCAUUUUCGCUUUGGAUUUGACGCGAUCUCCGGACGACAAGAGCUUCCAGUUCAACGUUGCGCCGACGCACUUCCUCAGGGCCGUCUUGGACAUCUUCGAAAAAGGGAUUGUGCAGAUGGGUGACGUGCCGCAGCCCGAGAAGCUCAUUCUGCCACAUCUCUUCAAAAACCAGCCGAAGCAUGUGCUCGCCUCCGUCAGUCUAGACGAGCCAGGCGUCCAGGAAUAUCGCCGCCGAGUCGAACAGGCCGUCUCAUUCUACUUCCCCCACCUGGAUCGCUUUCUCGCUCUCUUCGAGGCCUACUUGGACAUUCUUCGUCUGAGCCCCGACGAGACUGUCCAGCAGAUUGAGCAGAGAGUCAGCGGCGCGAGCGCCAGUGAGCAGCUCAAGCAACUCGCAAACGAAUACUUCCAGAAAGAGACGGAUCUGACGCAAGAAAUCCCUGAUUUCACAGUUAUUGGGGCCUUCCGCCUCAACUGCUGCGACAUCAAGCGCUUCCUCGCCCAGAAGCUGCACGCAGUGGGAUCUCUCAUUCUCGACGUCAUCGCGAAGAGGUUUCGCGACAACUGCACCCAGACGCUGGACCAGUUCCGAGGUAUCUUUGCGACGCUGAAGAAGCGCCCACGAAACAUCGAAGAGUUGACAGACAUGAAGGAGUUCAUCGGCGACAUUCCCUUGAAACUGGAGCGCCUUGCCUUCGAUAUCAAGUCUAACCUGCGCACCUUUGAGAUUCUCGAGGACUUCAAAUACAAACUCUAUUUGGAAGAUCACAGCAUUCGCUGGAAGAUGUUCGGUUCCCCGCUGGAGACGCUGACGCUCAUGGCAGAGACCGAGGUGGCCCUGGACAAAGAGCGGCAGAAGUUCCUUGAAGACCUCCUCACGCAGCAAACAGAGUUCGAGGAGACCCUGCAGGACCUCGAGGGCAUCGUCGCGAGCUUCGCACAGUAUUCGGAGAUGUCCAAGUUGGAGGAAAUCAGCGAAAACGUGGCCUCCGUCAACGAGCGCAUCGAGAUGAGCGUGAAGGCGGCGAAGUUGUACAAUACCCGAGAGACUCUAUUUGCGCAGCCAGUCACAGACUACUCGCGCGUCCACAAGCUCGUAAAGGACUUUGAGCCGUUCUCGAAUCUCUGGACGAUUGCCUUCGAGUGGUCUAAGAGCAAAGUUCAGUGGUAUGAGGGUCCGUUCGAGGCGAUCAACGCGCCCGCCAUGGAGAAACAGGUGUACGGCGACUUGAAAAAGCUGCACAAAGUGACGCGGGUCCUGCGCGAGAAGGAGUUUCUCGAGGUUCUCGACCGCGCGGAGACGAUUCUCCACGAAUUUGAGCGCUUCGCGCCGCUCGUGCCCGUCGUUGUCGCCCUCAGAAACGAAGGCAUGCGCGACAGGCACUGGGAGAAGGUCUCCGAAGCCCUCGGUGCGCCGAUUUCUUCAGAAAUGGAGAACUUCUGCCUGAGGCACUUGCUCGAGCUGAAAGUCGCGGAUUUCUCGGCCGCCAUCGUGGAGACGGGCGAGCUCGCGGCGCGCGAGUUCCUCAUUGAGAAGGCGCUCAAGAAGAUGAAGGUGGACUGGAAGGUGGUCGCCUUCAACGUCAAGGAGACGUACAGGGCGACCGACACGUACAUUCUGCGCGGAACCGACGAGAUCCUCGCGCUCUUUGAUGAACAUAUCAUGACGACGCAGACGCUCCAAUUCUCCGCCUACAAGAAACCGUUCGCGGAGGAAAUCGAGGCGUGGGCGAGCACCCUUCUGCUGGCCUCAGAGACGCUCGACGAGUGGCUGAAAUGCCAGCGCUCGUGGAUGUAUCUGCAGCCGAUCUUCGAGUCGCCCGACAUCAUGAAGCAGCUUCCCUCGGAGACGAAGCGCUUUAAGUCGGUGGAUACCGCCUGGCGCGUGUUGAUGCGCCACACGAGCGAGAGCCCCGGGGCACUGGCUGCGUGCUCGGCGUAUGGGCUGUUGGACAAGCUGCGCGACGCCAACAAGAACUUGAACAAAGUCACACACGGCCUGGAGUCCUACUUGGCGCUUAAGCGGAGUCAGUUCGCGCGGUUCUACUUCCUCUCGAACGACGAGCUGCUCGAGAUCCUCUCCGAGACGCAGGACCCCACGCGCGUCCAGCCCUUCCUCUGCAAAGUUUUCGAAAACAUCAACAGGCUCGUCUUCGACGACGCGAUGAACGCCGUCGCCAUGCUCUCUGCCGAGGGCGAGCGCGUGGACUUCCCCCAGCCGCUGAGCACGAGCGAGAAGAGCGUCGAGCGCUGGAUGGGCGAGCUGGAGGCGACGAUGAGGCAGGCCGUGUGGGAAGUGCUGCUGCGCGCAACGACGGCGUACGCGGACGCGAAGCGCGUGGAGUGGAUUCAGCAGCACCCCAGUCAGGCUGUGCUUAAUGGAAGCCAAAUUCACUGGACAAGCGAAGUCGAGGAGGCAAUUCAGACGCAGACGCUCCAUACGUACCUGCAGAAACUCAACCAGCAGCUGAUGGACCUCGUGGCGCUCGUUCGCGGGCGUCUGAACAAGAUGCAGAGCAUCACCGUCGGCGCGCUGAUUGUCAUCGAUGUGCACGCGAAGGACGUGGCUCAGAAGCUAUUUGAGGCGCGCAUCGCGUCGCCGUCGUCGUUCGAGUGGAUUUCGCAGCUGCGCUACUACUGGCGCGACGAGAACUGCUGGGUGCAGUGCGUCCAGUCCGAGUUCCCCUACGGCUACGAGUACCUUGGCAACACCUUCCGCCUCGUCAUCACCCCGCUCACCGACAUGUGCUACAUGACACUGCUCGGCGCGCAACAACUCAACCUCGGCGGCGCGCCCGCGGGGCCCGCAGGGACGGGCAAGACCGAGACGACGAAGGACUUGGCGAAGGCUGUCGCUCGCCAGUGCGUGGUGUUUAACUGCUCGGAUAUGAUGGAUCACCUGAUGGUCGGCAAGUUCUUCAAAGGCCUCGCAUCCUCCGGCGCCUGGUGCUGCUUUGACGAGUUCAAUCGAAUCAACAUCGAGGUACUGUCGGUGAUUGCGCAGCAGCUGUUGAUCCUCUUCGGGGCGAAAGCGCAGCUCACCGACUUCACUGAGACGACGGAAAUCGAGUUCGAGGGCUCCAACAUUGUAGUGUUCCCGACCUUCAACGUAUUCAUUACGAUGAACCCAGGAUACGCGGGCCGCACCGAACUCCCAGACAACCUCAAGGCUCUCUUCCGGCCGAUGGCCAUGAUGGUGCCAGACUACGGCAUGAUUGGGGAGAUUAUGUUGUACAGUUUUGGGUUUGAGAAGGCGCGGGAGUUGGCGCGGAAGAUGGUGGUGACGUUCAAGCUGGCCUCCGAGCAGCUGUCGGCGCAGGAUCACUACGACUACGGCAUGCGCGCGGUUCGCUCGGUGAUCAACGCCGCGGGGUUGCUGAAGCGCCAGCAGCCUGAGAUGGAUGAGCAGCAGCUUCUCUUGCGGGCGCUGCGCGACGUCAACGUGCCCAAGUUCCUCACCGGCGACUUGCCGCUUUUCGAAAAUAUCAUCGUCGACCUCUUCCCCGGGGUCGCACAACCCUGCGUAGACCGCACGCUGCUUCUCGAAAAAGUCCACGCUCUGGCGCGCGAAGCGAACCUCCAGACCGUUCCCGCCUUCAUCGAGAAGCUGACGCAGCUCUACGACACCGUGCAAGUUCGCCACGGCCUCAUGCUCGUGGGGCCCGCAGGCGGAGGGAAAACCGAAACCUACCGCCUGCUCGCCAAGGCGAUGACGGCGCUGAAGGGCACCGAAGGCUUUCAAGCCGUCCACAUCAACACGUUGAAUCCGAAGUCGCUGACGAUAGGACAGCUGUACGGCCAGUUCAACGACCUGACGCACGAGUGGAACGACGGCGUGGCUGCGGUGCUGCUGCGGCAAGCUGUUCGCGACACUUCGCCUGACUUGCACUGGAUUAUGUUUGACGGGCCCGUCGACGCGCUCUGGAUUGAAAGCAUGAACUCAGUGCUCGACGACAACAAGAAACUCUGCCUCAAUUCGGGAGAAAUCGUCGCCCUCACCAACCGCAUCACGAUGAUGUUCGAGGUGGAGGAUCUAGCGGUGGCCUCGCCGGCGACGGUCAGCAGGUGCGGCAUGGUCUACAUGGAGCCUCAGGCCCUGGGCCUGAGCGCUCUCGUCGCCUCAUGGCUGCACACGCUGCCGCCGACGUUCUCGGCGGAGGCGCGCGAGCUCCUUUCGCAGCUCUUUGACGCCUUCCUGGAGCCCGCAGUUUCGUUUCUGCGGGCUCAUUGUAAGGAACUCAUUCGCACCGUGGACAACAACCUGUGCGCCUCGUGCCUGACGCUUCUUGACUGUCUCCUCGCGCCUUUCUACCCCAUCGAGGACCGCGUGCCCUCCAAAGCUGCGCUGGACGGCCUCGCCAGCAGACUGCCCUCUGUCUUCGUCUUUGCGCUAACCUGGUCGGUCGGCGCGACCACGGACUCCGCUGGCCGUCAGAAGUUCAACGCGUGGCUGAUGGAGUCGCUGGCGGAUCAGCAAGUAGCGCUUGCUUUUCCUAAGGACGCCACGAUCUACGACGCCUGCUACGGCGUCGAGGAAGGCGUGUGGCGGCGGUGGGAAGAGACACGAGACGCGCUGGUGAUUCCGAGAGACGCGAGCUACGAGCAGAUUGUUGUGCCGACUCCCGACUCCAUCCGCAUGACGCACGUCCUCCAGACGCUGCUGCAGAAGAGCCGACACGUCCUCUGCGCAGGCCCCACAGGCACCGGAAAGACAGUCAACAUCGCCGAGUUCCUCUGCAAAGGCGACCCCGAACGCUUUGAGACGAUCGCCGUCACCUUCUCCGCGCAAACUCACGUCAAUCACACGCAGGACAUGAUUGAUGGGCGCAUGGAGAAGCGACGCCGAGGCGUGUUCGGGCCCCCAGCCGGCAAGACGGCGGUGAUUUUCGUGGACGACUUGAACAUGCCGCGGAAAGAAGAAUUCGGCGCUCAGCCGCCCCUCGAGCUCCUUCGGCAGUGGUUUGACCACAAGGGCUGGUACGACCGCAAGAAUCUCACGUUUUUCGAAGUCGUGGACUCGGUUUUCGUCGCGGCGAUGGGGCCCCCGGGCGGCGGCCGCACCGAGAUCUCGAGUCGCGUGCUGCGCCACUUCAACCUCCUCACCUACACGGCAAUGGAAGACGCCUCCGUCGCCACGAUCUUCACGACGCUCAUGCGGCACUUUUUCAGUCCCUUCUCCGAGGAGCUGCAGGCUGUGGCACAGAAGCUCGUGAAGCCGUCCAUCGAGGUCUUCGGCACCAUCUGCCGCGAACUGCGCCCGACACCUUCGCGCUCGCACUACACCUUCAACCUUCGCGAGAUCUGGAAGGUCUUUCAAGGCGUGACCUUCCUCUCGCCCAAGGUCACGCGCAGCAAGCUGCAGGUCAUCAAGUGCUGGAUCCACGAAAACAGCCGCGUGUUUGGCGACCGGUUGAUCAACGACGAGGAUCGGGCUUGGCUCCGGGACCUGCUGCUCGCGCAAGCCAAAACGCACUUUGGGUUCACCGAGAAAGAAAUUUUCUCGAGAGAUCGUCUGGUCUUUGCGGACUUCUGCGAACCCUCCGGCGACCGGUACUACGAGGAGGUGACAGAUUUGCAACGGUGGAAGGCGGUGAUUGAGGACUUUAUCAGCGACUACAACGCGACCAACAGCGUUGGCAUGAACUUGGUGGCUUUUCUCGAUGCCUGCGAGCACGUUUCGCGCAUCUGCCGCAUUCUGCGGCAGCCCUCAGGGCAUGCGCUGCUUCUCGGUGUGCGGGGUUCAGGCCGACAGUCGCUCAGCCGUCUGGCUUCGUUCAUCAUGGACUGCGAUGCCUUUCAGGUCGAGAUCGGCAAAGGAUACGGGAUGAACGAGUGGCGAGAAGAUCUGAAGACGUGCUUUUUACGUUGCGGCCUCGAGCAGAAAAUCCAGACGUUCCUCCUGGAGGAGUCGCGGGUCGUUCACGAGGAGAUGCUCGAGGACAUGAAUAACGUGCUCAACUACGGCGACCUGCCGAAUCUGUACAGAAAGGAAGACCUCGAAGAGAUCCUGAAUUCUUGCAAGGGCGUGUGCACGCAGAUGGGUAUGGCGCCCACCAAGACGAACAUUUUCAACGCAUACGUGCGGCGAGUGAAGGCGAAUUUGCAUGUGAUUCUCGCGAUGAGUCCUGUCGGCGACGCCUUCCGCACGCGCCUGAGGAUGUUUCCCUCGCUUAUCAACUGCUGCACCAUCGACUGGUUUUCGGAGUGGCCUGCGGAGGCGCUGGUUUCGGUCGCGCGACUGCAGCUGGAGAGCGAAAAUCUUUCGCUACCGGACCAAGAUGCGGCGAUCGAGGUGCUUCAGUUUCUGCAUCGGUCUUCUCAGGAGGCAUCGAAGACGUUCCUCGCGGAGAUGCGCAGGCAGGUCUUUGUCACGCCGACCUGCUUCCUCGAGCUCCUCCGCACUCUGACAGACACGGUCAAGUCGAAGCAACUAGAGCUCACCACGAUUGCAGAGCGAUUCGAAAAGGGACUUGGCAAACUCGAAGACGCUGCGCACCAAGUCGAAACCAUGCAGCAGCAGCUGCAGGAAUGGCAACCAGUGCUCAUCGCAACUUCGGAGGAGGUUGAGCAAAAGAUGAUUCAGAUUCGCAUAGAUCGCGCGCUCGCGGACGAGACGAAGGUGCGCGUGGAGCAGGAGGAGGCGGAGGCGAGCGCGAAGGCAGCUGAGACCAAGGCGCUGAAGGACGACGCUCAGCGCGACCUCGACGAGGCGCUUCCCGCGUUUGAUCAGGCCGUCGAGUGCCUCAAGAAACUUAAAGCCGAGCAGGUCCGCGAAGUCAAGGCCCUGACCAAACCGCCUGCCGGCGUCCUCCUCACUAUGGAAGCCGUCUGCAUCAUGUUUCAGGUGCAGCCGGUGAAGAAGCCGGACCCCAGUCGUCCAGGCGGAAAGAUCGAGGACUACUGGGAGUCCGCGCAGCACAAGCUCCUGAAGGAUCCCAAGAAGCUCCUCGAAGAUCUCCUCAACUACGACAAAGACAACAUUCCAGACACGAUCAUCGCGCGCAUCGCCCCGUACAUCGAGCGGCCGGAUUUUGACCCCGGGGCGAUCAAGAAGGCGUCGGUCGCGUGCGAGGCGAUUUGCAUGUGGGUUCGCGCAAUGGUGUGCUACUACAACGUGGCGAAGGCCGUCGAGCCGAAGCGCGCGAAGCUCCGACUAGCCGAAGAGGAGUUGAGCGUCACCACGCGGAACUUGAACGCCACCAAAGCCCGGCUCCAGGAAGUCGAGAGAAAGAUCGAGAGACUCGCGGAGGAGUUCGCCGUCGCCAUGGAAAGAAAGGAGCAACUGACGGCAGACAUCGAGAUGUGUCAAGUGAAGGUGAACCGCGCACAGCCGCUCCUCAUGGGCCUCAGCGACGAAAAGGAGCGGUGGACUGCUCAGGCAGAGACCUCCACGCGCCUGUACGGCCUCAUCCCCGGGCACGCCAUCGUGAGCGCCGGCAUGAUAACGUACGGCGGGCCGUUCUCAGCGGCGUAUCGAGCAGAUCUUGAGGCUGCCUGGUUCGCCAAGCUGGAGGACGUGGGAAUUCCCCACACGGCCGGCUGCAACUUGAGGCAGUUCCUAGGCGAUCCUGUGAAGAUUCGGCAGUGGAACGUCGCAGGUCUCCCGAACGAUGAGCUUUCGAUUGAGAACGGGAUCAUAAUCGACCGCAGCCGGCGGUGGCCUCUGAUGAUUGAUCCUCAAACGCAAGCGAAUCGGUUCAUCAAGAAUAUGGGCAGAGCCAGCGACCAAGGAUUCGAGACUUGCAAGCUCACGGAGGGAAAUUUCCUGCGCGAAAUCGAGCUCGCCGUCCAGUUCGGCAAGUGGAUGCUCAUCGACAAUGUCUCCGAGACGCUCGAGCCGGCCUUGGAGCCGAUCUUCCUCCAGCAGAAGUUCAAGGACAGCCAGGGCUGGAGCGUGCGCCUUGGCGACAAGCUCGUGCCUUGGUCUCCGCACUUCAAGCUGUUCAUGACGACCGCCAAUCCGAAUCCGCGCUACCCGCCCGAAGUUUUCGCCAAGCUCACCAUUCUAAACUUCUCUAUCACGCCAGAAGGGCUGGAGGAGCAGAUGCUUGGGCUCGUCGUGUCUCUCGAGGCGCCGGACUUGGAGGAGAAGAAGAAUGCGCUGGUGCUGAACAACGCGAAGAUGACAAAGGAGCUGAAGAACCUCGAGGACAAGAUUCUCCAGCUCCUUUCCCAGUCACAGGGCAACAUCCUCGAAGACGAGGUGCUCAUCAACACCCUCGCUGCAUCCAAGCGAACAGCGGCCGAGAUCAACCAGAGAGUCAAAGAGGCCGAGGUUACGGAAGGCGAAAUCGACAAAGCCAGAGAAUGGUAUCGCCCCGUUGCGUUUCGGGCGAGUCUCUUGUUUUUCUGUAUCGUCGACUUGGCGAGUAUUGAGCCGAUGUACCAGUACUCUCUUCAGUGGUUUCAGGCGGUCGUUGGCAUCGGCGUCGAGGAGGUCCCGCCUACAAACGACAAGGAGGAAAGGCUGCGGAAUCUGAACGACCACAUUACGUACCUCAUUUACGAGAACGUGUCGCGCUCGCUUUUUGAGCGGCACAAAAUCCUCUUCUCCUUCUCUCUCGGCCUCAAGAUUCAAGCUCAGCACCCCGUAGACCACUGGGAACUCCGCUUCCUUUUGACCGGUCCCACCGGCGAACCAGGCUUCAGAGAGGCGAAUCCGACCUCGUGGCUGAGCGACAAGCAGUGGGAAGGCAUCUGCGCACUCGCAGAGCUCCCCGCCUUCCUCGGCCUCGACAGCUUUUUCGUGAAGGCGCCAGACGCGUUCAGGGGCGUCUACGACGCCGGCGAAGCCCACGAAGAGCCCUUUCCCGGCCGGUGGGAUGAACUCACUCCGAUACAGAAAAUGUGCAUUUUGCGCCUGAUUCGGAGCGACAAACUGAUAGACGCGGCAGUGAACUACGUGUCGAACGAGCUCGGUCAGCGAUUCGUGGAUCCGCCGACGUUCGAUCUUGCGCGGUCCUACAAAGACGCGUCCAAUGUCACGCCUCUGAUAUUCAUCUUGUCUCAAGGUUCUGACCCUGUCGCCAGUCUCUUGGACUUUGCGAAGGACAUGAACAUGGGAAGACGGCUCGAGUCGAUUGCGCUUGGUCAAGGACAAGGUGAAAAAGCGCGGAGACUCAUCGAAGAAGCGUGCAAUCGCGGCGGCUGGGUCCUCCUUCAGAACUGCCAUCUGGCGGCUUCUUGGAUGGCGGAACUCGAAAAAAUCUGCGACAGCCUCAAAAAAGACGAAGUUCAUCGUGAUUUCCGGCUGUGGCUGAGCUCUAUGCCCUCAAGGAAUUUCCCUGUGUCGAUUUUGCAAAACGGGGUGAAGAUGACAAAUGAGCCGCCAACGGGCAUCCGCGCAAACAUGCUGCGGCUGUACGCGUCCAUCGAUGACCGUACCCUCGACAGCUCGAAGAAACCCGAAGAAUUCAGAAAGCUGAUGUUCGCCUUCUGCUUCUUCCACGCCAUUGUUCAGGACCGUCGCAAGUUCGGACCAGUUGGAUGGAAUAUCCAGUAUGAAUUCACAACGGAGGAUCUCAUUGUGUGCCAGAGGCAGCUGCGGAUCUUCCUCGAUUCGUACGACGAAGUGCCUUAUAAGGUCCUUAUCUUCUUGGGAGCCAAGAUAAAUUAUGGCGGGCGCGUGACCGAUGAACAUGACAAGCGUCUGAUCGAGUGUAUCCUGACAUCAUACGUGAACGAGCACCUUAUAGAAAAGGGAUCGGCCUACAAAUUCUCCUCCUCUGGUCUCUACUAUUGUCCCGAUGCAACCGACCAGGCAGGAUUCGUAAAGUAUGUGCAGGGCCUGCCGUUGAAUUCCAGCCCGGAGGCGUUCGGUUUGCACGAAAAUGCAAACAUUAAAUUCGCGCAGAUCGAGGGCAUGCAUCUCCUGAAUUCGAUUCUUUCCAUGGCACCGCGAAGCUCAGGGGGAGGCAGAAGAACACGUGAACAAGAUGUCGAAGAAACAGCCAGUCAGAUCCUUGAGAAGCUUGCGGGAGAGUUCAACAUCGAGGACAUACAACGAAAGUAUCCGACGUGCUACGAAGAGUCCAUGAACACUGUGCUAAUGCAGGACGCCAUCAGAUACAAUGGGCUGAUUAAGGUCAUGAAAAAGUCGAUCGUGCAGUUGCAAAUGGCACUAAAAGGAAGGAUAGUCAUGACCGAGGAGCUUGACAAAGUUGCUGAUGCACUCUUUGACAACCAGGUUCCAAAGUUGUGGGCAGACAAGGGCUUCCUCUCUAUGAAGCCCUUGAGCUCGUGGACGAGGGAUCUCCAUAGUCGUAUUUCUUUCAUACAGAAGUGGAUUGAUAGUGGAGUUCCAGUCUGUUUCUGGAUCUCCGGACUCUUCUUCCCUCAAGCUUUCUUGACUGGCGUGCUACAAAACUAUGCAAGGAAGUGUAGGAUCGCUGUCGACCGCCUGUCAUUUGAGUACAAGCUGAUGGACGAUCUAGAUGCUACAACAGUGAAAGAACGUCCACACGAAGGGUGCUACGUACAUGGCAUUUUCCUCGAAGGCAGCCGAUGGGACAGAGAAAAGCAUCUCUUGGCUCCAUCCAAGCCCAAGAUCUUGUUUGAGGAACUCCCGGUGCUAUGGUUGUUGCCAACGCCAGAUAGGGCUCCUCCCAUUACCGGGAUAUAUAAGUGCCCCAUCUAUAAGGUUCCCAGUCGAAAAGGGACUCUGUCAACGACGGGCCAUUCAACUAACUACGUCAUCAGCGUUGAGCUGCCCACUUCAGAUCCUGAGGCGGUCCCCAUCAAAGCCGGAGUGGCAGGAUUUUUGUCUCUGCAGGACUGA
This is a messenger RNA of Besnoitia besnoiti, 12429 nucleotides long. Its product is annotated as putative dynein heavy chain 2. Gene Ontology annotation, biological process: microtubule-based movement. The record is from RefSeq and is a predicted model, not a curated record. Gene Ontology annotation, molecular function: ATP hydrolysis activity; dynein light intermediate chain binding; ATP binding. Bases 1 to 12429 code for a protein of 4142 amino acids. The transcript has 63 exons. Gene Ontology annotation, cellular component: dynein complex. Lineage: Eukaryota; Apicomplexa; Conoidasida; Eucoccidiorida; Sarcocystidae.